UUGCCCCAUUCAUACCACCUUACGAACUUCCUUUUAUCUUUCUAAUUCUCUCUCAUUUUUCUUCUUCCUCUUUUACCCUCCACUAGUAAUUACUCUCUUUCAGUUCCUUGGAAUUAUGGCUAUCAGAAAAUCAAACAAACAGACGGCUGUGCUGAAGCAAAUCCUCAAGAGGUGCUCGAGUUUGGGGAAGAAACAGCAACACUAUGAUGAACAAGGUCUUCCAUUGGACGUGCCAAAGGGACAUUUUGUGGUAUAUGUUGGAGAAAACAGGAGCAGAUACAUUGUGCCGAUCUCUUUCUUGACACGCCCUGAGUUCCAAAUCUUGCUUCAACAAGCAGAGGAAGAAUUCGGCUUUGAUCAUGAUAUGGGUCUCACUAUUCCUUGUGAGGAAGAUGUCUUUCAAUCUCUGACAUCCAUGCUCAGAUGAGAGUCAACAGCCAUUUUAUUUUAAUUCACUCGGCAUCUUGGUCUUGGUUUGGUUCUUAAUUAUUUUUAUUUUUGCGGGGGGAAAGAAAAUGGUUCUGAUGAAGAUGAAGCUGCUUUACUGCUUCUCUGUUUUUAUUUUCUCCACCAUUUUACUUUAUUUUUUUUUCUUUUAUUUUUUGGGUGGUUCUUUUACAGUGACUCUGACCCAAAAAAAGAGAUAGAAACCCAUUGUAAGAUUAUAUCUGGGUUUUGGAUCGAUGUAUAAAUUUAAAUAUUUGAUAAGCUUGAAAUUUUCCUCACGGUGGUGUUAGGGGUUGUGUACCAUUUGUAACCCUGUGAGAGAACUAAUUAAUAGUUAUGAUAUUUGGGCCUUGUCCCCCCUUUCGGAUUU
Molecule: messenger RNA, 817 nt
Organism: Ziziphus jujuba (common jujube)
Lineage: Eukaryota; Viridiplantae; Streptophyta; Magnoliopsida; Rosales; Rhamnaceae
Product: protein SMALL AUXIN UP-REGULATED RNA 51
Exons: 1
Coding region: 116-427 (103 amino acids)
Biological process (GO): response to auxin
Source: RefSeq, a predicted model, not a curated record